Dovyalis caffra is the source of this 525-nucleotide messenger RNA. The record is from the annotation of a GenBank genome assembly. Lineage: Eukaryota; Viridiplantae; Streptophyta; Magnoliopsida; Malpighiales; Salicaceae.
AUGGCUAGACACCUUUCUAUAAGCAACAACAAAAGUGUGAAUCGAAAAAGCAGCACCAAGUCACAAACACACUCUAUUAUGAUCCUCAAUGGAAUAGAGCUUCAAAAGCCUGUAAUUGAUUGGAUAUUUGGAAAAUGCAAGCUAUUGACUGCAUUAGAUUUUGAAAACUGUCCAAUAAAUUACAUUCCCAAAGAAUUGGGAAAUUUACUGCAUCUCAAGUAUUUCAACUUAAGAAAAACUAAGGUGUCAAAACUUCCAAGAUCAAUUAGGAAGCUGCAGAACUUUGAGUUCUUAGAUGUGAGAGAAUCUUUAGUGAGAGAGUUGCCCAUUGAGAUUAAUAGAUUCUUCAAAUUGCAAUAUCUUUUUGGUCGUCCUGCAUUAAAGGUGACAAUGGAGUCCCAUCGUUUAGAUGAUCUAUCACUUCUUUCAAAUUUGCUGACAGAAGAAGAUAUUGAUUGCUGUGACUUCUCCCAUGUUCAUAGACAUCAUUUAAAACAUUUACAAUUUGUUUCAAAAGGCAAGUAA